AAUGUGCUUUGUGUUCUACCGCAGGAGUUGAUACAGAACGCUGAUGAUGCCAAAGCUUCAGAGAUCGUGUUCAUCUAUGAUGAGAGAAGAUACGGCACAGGCAGCGUGUGGAGGGAAGCUCUUGGGAAGUAUCAAGGACCUGCUCUCUACGCUUUCAAUAAUGCAGCCUUCACUGACGAGGACUGGGAGGGAAUCCAGCGAGCUGGAAGAAGCAUCAAACAGGACGACCCAACCAAAGUGGGGAGAUUUGGGAUCGGCUUCAACUCUAUUUACCAUGUUACAGACUUGCCAUGUGUCUUCAGUUCUAAACACCUGGCUGUUUUCGACCCACAAAUGAAGAUGUUCGAUGAUGAAGAGGAGGGCUUUCGAUGGUCACUGGAUGAUGAAGAGGACAGAAGGCACCUUUUGGAAUUCACAGAUCAGUUCAAGCCUUUUCAGGAUAUAGUUCAUCUAGUCAGCCGCUGUUCUUGGAAGAAAAUCAUAGAUGAGCAGAACUUCAGUGGAACACUUUUCCGCUUUCCUCUGCGCAGUGAAGCCUCUGAGAUCUCUGAUAAUUUAUACAACUCCAGCAAGAUAACACAGCUCUUCAACAGCUUCAUAGCAGAUGCAGAGAUCAGUCUUCUCUUUCUGAGAAACGUUUCAUCCAUUACUUUGAUGCAUGUCGACACAAACGGCACCGCCAAUGUUAGGAUGAAAGUUUCUGUGGCAUCUCCUGAAAUUCCUCUUUAUCAAGAAUGUUUCCGAAGAGAGUUGGUAGAAGGUAAAACCAGCUUUAGAACAGUGUCCUGCUUUUCUUCAUCUGGGACUGAGACAAAGACCAAGUGGCUUGUGACGACCAGUCGACUAACAAAAGGGAACAUACCUGAGAUCGACACCCUUGCUGAGAAGCUCAGUUUCCUUCCUCAGGUUGAUGUAGCAUUUCAGUGUGAUGAAGUCAAAACAUGUGACUCUGGAAGACUGAGCUGCUUUCUGCCCCUUCCGAACAAUGAGACCAAUAACACGGGCCUCCCGGUUCACGUUAACGCAUGCUUCGGCCUCACAGACAACCGGAGGUACAUCAAGUGGCAGGAGGAGGACCAGAAGAACGACGAUUCGGCGAUGUGGAACGAGCUGCUAAAGAAAGAGGUUCUUCCCCACGUGUAUCUCAAGAUGAUUCGAGAUGCUGUUCAACUAUCCACAAAGUCGCUGCUGCCGGCCAGAGCUGUGUACAGUCUUUGGCCUGACCUGAGUAAGACGGAACACAAUGACCGAUGGCAUGAAGUUGCCCUGGACGUGUUUAAAAGGUUAUUCCAGAGUAAAGGAAUCUUCUCUCUUGCUCAAAAUGAGAAAAACUGGGUGGCUGCUUUAGAGGCUGUUUUCCCAUCCAACAGUACAGAUACUGGUGUGAUGUCAGCAGUGUCCCGGUUAUUGAUAAAAGAGGGAGAAAACCUCGUCACUGUUCCUGAACAUGUGCUGAAAGCUAUUAGAACAGUUUUCCCAGAACCUGCAUCUCUGAAAUGGGUGACCCCGUGCCUGGUUAGAAAUGUGCUCCGCAAAACAGAGAUUGGAAAUGUGUGUAAAGAUGAUAAACUGUCGCUCCUGGAGUACAUCCUCAGUGAUGGCAAGUACAAAGAACUGCAUGGUCUACAGCUUCUGCCUCUCAGUGAUGGGAGUUUCAAAUCAUUCACCAAUAAGGAAGAAGAUACAGUUUUGAUUGACAAUGAAGAGUUUUCACGAGUGCUGUUGCCUUUUUGCAAAGAAAAGUUUCUGCACAGUGACGUGAACGGCAACACAAUUCCUCACCUCAAACAAAUGGUUUUGACAAAUGCAAACCUGUACAAAAUAAUCAUUUUGGAUGCAAAGAACGUUGCAGCUUUUGCCAGGAAACACUUACCCAGAGACUGGAUAGAGACCCAAGGUCAGGUGAAAUGGAAUCCCUCUAAAGAUGGUCACCCACCAAAGUCAUGGCUAACAGAAUUCUGGAAGUUUCUGAAUACUCACUGGGUGGAGCUGAAGGAUUUCGUUGGCAUGCCUUUAAUACCUCUGGAACCUCUUCAAAAAACAGGCAGUUCUACAAGUUUAGCAAGACUAGAGAAGAAUUCCACAUUGAUCUUUCAGAAAAGCAGAGAGUCCAGCUUGCCAGAUCAAGUUCAGAAAGUGGUAAAGAUGGUGGGAGGAACAGUCGUUAGGAAGGAUGAAUGUCUCAAACAUCAUGACAUCGAAAGUUAUGUCCUGACAACAUCACCAAGGAAUGUUCUGCAAGUCCUUCUGAACUCUGCCAGGGACAAGGUCAUGAGAGGCAUUACCAGUGCUUCACUCCAUGAAAAAGAAGAGUUUAAGAUGUAUCUCUCUUCAUUGGAUUCUGUCUCUGAUGCUGAGAAACGUUUACUUUCAGCUCUUCCUCUCUUCAGACUGAUGUCUGGAAAUUUUGUAGCUGCUGAGUCAAAACAGGCAGUUAUUCUGAAGUCCAACCCAGCCAUUCCAGCAGAUUUGCCUGUUCCUGAGACUAUUGUACAGUGUGCUAAUGAAGCAGAUCGUAGGCUUUUGACUCUUCUCAAGGUUGAUCUUCUAGAUGCAGCUCAGUUGGCCAUCAACUUGGUAGACUGCAUUGAAAGAAAUGCCUUUAACAAAGAGAAUGAAGAGAAAAUAAUGACUUGGAUAUUGAAUCAUGGGAAUGUCCUGCUCCCACAAAGUGAUGAAUUGCUUAGAAAAAGCAAUAAUCUACCUUUCAUUCAAACCGAAAAGGGGGAGCGCAAGAAACCCUCAAGUGUGUUUGACCCCACAAACAAGAUUUUUCAAGAUCUUUUCGACGACGAUUUCUUUCCACCACCAGUCUACAGAACCCCGGUGAUUCUCCAAACCUUGAAACAACUUGGUUUACGGACAAAAGAAGACGAAAUAUCCUCCUCAAAUGUGCUUCAUGUUGCAUCCCAAAUUCAAAAGCUCCACAUCCACUCUCGAAAUAAGGCAUUUAAAAAGGCAGAAGCUCUUGUGAGAGUAUUAAAUAGAACAAAUUUGCUCUCAAAAUGUUCUGUGGGGGAGAAAGAACAGCUUCGUCAAAUGCAGUGGGUGCCCUGUGAAAAUGCAAGUUCAGUAAACAGUAAGAGUAAGCAGAGUCAGAAGAAGGGUCUCUACAAACCAGCUGAAAUCAGAGCAUCAAAAUUCUCAGCAAUUGUGGGCCAUGUUAUGCCACUUAAUUCAGAGCUAAGUGAGGAUGUGUGCCAAAAACUGAGUCUUUUUAGCCCUCCUCCAGCUGAGAAGGUCUUGGAGAACCUUUGUGUUUUGCAGUCGAUGGUUCCAGACAAUCCAAAUUCUGAUUUUGAGUUCAAAAACAAAUUGCACAACACCUACAAAUUCAUGCAGGAAAACAUCGAAUAUUUCAGAGAAGAGAUGAACAAGAAAUGCAUCACUUGGCUCUGGUGCCAGAAUGAGUUUGUCUCACCUCGGGAUGUUGUGCUGUACUAUCCACAGGAGUUAGAUCUCAGCCUUCACAUAAAGAAGGUACCAGAUGAGUUUCUGCCAUAUGAUAAUAUGCUAAAAGAGUUUGGUGUAAAGGAAACACUCUCUGAUGAGGAGAUUGAAGACAUAUUCCAUGACUUAAAGCACAGCAUCGAUGACAGAGAUCCACCUUAUGGGGAUCCCUCUGAACUCAAGGUGUCAAUAGCCAUUCUUGACUGGAUGCGAAAGAAUGAAAAACCUUUGAAGGACAGUACCCCAGUGCCUGUCAGGGCGGAAAAUGGAAAAUUCACCCUACAGCCUUUAAGAAAUACAGUUUACUGUGACAUCAGUGAUGAAGGACUAGAUGACCUGAGACACGACCAGGAGGAGUUUCACGUCAUUCAUGAAGAGGUACUUGCUGUCACUGCAAAAUGGCUAAAAACUCCUAUGCUAAGUACACGUAUUUUGAAGCCACAAUUCAUAAAAGCAGAGGAAGUGUUUCCAGGAAUUGAACAGUGUGGUCAGACCGAACCAAUUACUCAAAGAAUCAAAAACAUACUCAAAGAAUAUGAUGAGGAAAGUGACAUUUUUAAAGAACUAAUCCAGAAUGCAGAAGAUGCAGGAGCAAGUACCUGUGAUUUCCUUCUUGACUUCAGAACACACCCUGAGGAUGGUCUCAUUGAUGAAGGAAUGGCCCUCUGCAAUGGACCGUGUCUUUGGACUUUCAACAAUGAACGCUUCUCAGAAGAAGAUUGGAAAAACAUUGUCAGAGUUGGAGCUGCCUCAAAAGAAAACAAAAUAGAGAAAAUAGGGAACUUUGGGCUUGGGUUCAAUGCUGUUUAUCACUUGACAGAUAUCCCAUCUAUUUUGAGCGGGAAAAGUCUUCUCAUUCUUGAUCCAAAUGUCACUCACUUGGAAAAGCACAUACACAGUAAAACAAAUCCUGGAAUUAAACUUGAUUUGUUCCAAGAAAGACUGUUCAGGAGAUUUCAUGGACAGUUCCGAUCUUAUGAAGGAAUUUUUGAUUGUGACCUGACCAAGAGCAGCCAGAACUACUACAAUGGUACCCUGAUUAAAUUACCAUUCCGAACUCCAGAAGAAGCCUGCAAGUCAGAAAUUAGCUGCAAGGUGUAUGACAAAGAAUGCAUAAGUGCUUUACAGGAACACUUCACUGAUGGAUUUCAAAGUCCCCUGCUAUUCCUUAAGAACAUAAACUCUGUGUCUCUUCAAUCAAUUUCUGAAGGUGCUUCCACGCCUCCACUACCGAAACAAACUCGGAAACUCCUCAAAAUCUCCAGGAAGGUUGUUUGUUCAAUUGAUAUUUCAAAUGCUGAACAUCUUCAAGACAUCAGGGACACUUUGGAAAACCUUGACAAAAAUUGCCACAAGGUUGUUGAUUGCUUUGAAGCACACAUUACUGAAAUAGAAAACAAACAGCUUGAGAGAACUAACACCCAGUCCUGGUUUCUCUACUCAAGUUUUGGGACAAAGGAUUCUCUGCGAAUGUUCCAGAGAGAACAACAGGGGAGCAAGUUUUCCCUGCCAAUUGGAGGAGUUGCUGUACCUUUACAACAAGAAGCACAAAAUGUUUGGUCCCCUGAUGAAAGUUGUACAGUCGGCCAGGCCUACUGCUUCCUUCCUCUUCCAAUUGAGACAGGCCUCCCAGUUAAUAUCAAUGGGUCUUUUGCAGUCUCGUCAAAUAGGAAGGCUCUCUGGCAAAGUGGAAUAAAGGGGGAAUGGAACAAAGCAUUACUCCAAGAUGCCACUGCUUCUGCCUAUAUCACCACACUACUUGAGCUAAAGAAGAUGUCCCAAAACGGGAAACUUCAAAACUAUGACUACUACACAUUUUGGCCUAAUGCUGAAAAAGUACGCAAAGCAUUUCAACCUUUGGUUGCUGCUUUCUACUCAGCCAUUACACAGAUCAACAUGACUGAACAAUCUCUAGAGCUUUUCAGUAAUGGCAAAACUUGGUGCUCAAUGGACAAGGUGAGAUUUCUGGCUGCAAACAUUGAAAACAACAAAGCCGUGGGAGAGCUUGCCAUGAAAGUUUUCCUGAAUGAUGCAGACUCAAGCUACUGUGCCAUUCCUUUGCCAUCAUGGGUGAGAAAAAGCUUCACUGCCUGUGGUUUUGAUGAGAUGGUAAAAGAAAGGACUUUUUACUGGGUCGAGUUCUAUCAAAUAGUUUUCAAGAAUUUAGGCAACAUGGAUCCACCCUGUAGGAAUGCUCUUAUACUGCAUGCUCUCGACUUGAAUGACCCUGCGAUUGAUGAAUUACUGAAAAGUAAUCCAUGCAUUCCAACACAGAAAAGUGACAAACUUCAGUUUAUCAACAAACUUGUGUAUCCCCAUGGGAAAGUAGCCUGUCUGUAUGAGCCAAAGGAAGGACGCUUUCUUGAUGGAACCAAAAAUGACUACUUCACUCCCAAAAGGGUUCAGCGACUGUCAGGCUUGGGAAUGCAAAGCGAUACUCUACCACUGGAGGAAGUUGUAGACAGAGCAAAGACAAUUUCAAGAGUUUGGAAAGAGGACAAAAAGAAAGCACAAAAAUGUCUCAAGUGUCUGUUUGACUGUAUGAAAGAAUGUUCUCGUGAUGUCAGUUCUCCACACUGGGAAACACUGAAAUACACCCCGUUCCUGCCUGCUGUGAUUACCGAUCUGGGUAAUAAAGAGAUGACCAGACUAAAAGAACCAUCUGAAGUCUACAGUCAAAAGCACAACUAUCUGGUGAACAUGACAGAAUUCAGUGUUGAUCACACAAACCUGCUUAUACGGCAAGAUCACCCAGUCCUAACAACACUGGGAGUAAACAGGAACCCACCAGUUGAGACAGUGCUUAAACAACUGAAAGAGGCACAUGAUCGUUCAGAUGCAUUUGAGAAAUCUGUUCUCCUUAAUGUGGCCAAAAGCUGUUACGACUAUCUCAACAAAUACUUGAUUGAUGGUGGAGAUUCUACUGCUAUUAUUGCCCAUGCAAAUUCAAGACCGUUCAUUUAUAUCGAAGACCGCUUUGUAAGUGUGCAAUCAGUGGCCAAGAGCGGGAAAUUUGAAGAGAAACCUUACCUCCAUUUCCUUCCAGCCAUCUUCUCCAAAUUUGAGAAUCUUUGGAACUGUGUUGGCAUCCAAAGUACAUUUACCACAGACCAGUUUGUGGCUGUACUAGAAGAAAUGAGUACGUCUCCUGGACCUCUUUCUGAAUCAACUCUUCAUACUUGUCUUUCCAUUGUUACAAAAGGACUGUAUGGGGCCAGAGAUGGAAAGGUUGAAGACUGUCUUCUACCUGAUGAAGAAGGUGUCCUCACAAGUUCAAGUAAGCUUAAGUAUAAUGACAGCCCUUGGAUGCCAGUCCAAGCUGGGGUAAAACUUUGUCACAAACUGAUACCUCGAUCUGUUGCUUGUUAUUUCGGUGUGGAAACAACACGACACCAUACACUGAACAGUUAUGAAGAUGAAGAGUUUUCUCCGUUUGCUGAAGAGUUUGGACAACAUGAGAAACUAACCGUCAGAAUAAAAAACAUUAUUGAAGCAUAUCCAUCCAAGAAAGACAUCCUGAAGGAACUCAUACAGAAUGCUGAUGAUGCAGAAGCAACGGAAAUCCACUUUAUAUGGGACAAAAGAGAGCAUAACACUGAAAAAGUAUUUGGAGAAAAAUGGAAGAUGCUUCAGGGCCCAGCACUUUGUGUUUACAACAACAAGACAUUUUCUGACGAAGACCUGAUUGGCAUUCAGCAGCUUGGGGAAGGUGGUAAACAUGGCACUUUUGGUAGAACUGGGAAAUAUGGACUGGGUUUCAAUUCUGUUUACCAGCUGACAGACUGCCCCUCUAUACUCACUGGUGACAAGUAUCUCUGUAUCUCUGACCCAAAUCUGCAGUAUGUGGAAGGUGGAAGAAAAAAAAGAGGCUGCAGGUAUUCCAUGGAUGAAAAAUUCAAAGAUUCUUUCAACGAUGUUUACCGCACAUUUCUCCCUGACAAAUUUGUUCUUCAAGCUGGAACCAUGUUCAGGCUUCCUCUCAGGACAGAAGCAAUGGCAGACAGAUCUGACAUAUCUAGACAAGUGGUUACAGACUAUGGAAUGAUGCAACUUAAACAAGCUUUGGUUGAAGAUCCUGAGGGUCUGGUUCUCUUCUUGAAGAACAUCACAAAAAUACAGUUCCAUGUGAUUGACAAAAAAGGAAAAAUGACAGAUGAUUUCUUAAUUGAGAAAGUCAUCAAAAGCAACAUUGAGGAAAGGGAAGGAUUUCAAAACCAUGUCCGUAAUUCUCUCAAAUCUGGGCAGGUUGUCCAAUGCCAAGCUAUCUAUAAUGUACAGAUAUCAUCUCAAAGAAAGCAAAGUGACUGGGUUAUUGCAGAAAGUUUUGGCUCCUUUUUGCAUAACAAUAACAAGAAAGAUGGACACCCUGACCACAAAGUGCCUCGUGUGGCCUUGGCAGCUAGCACAGAUGCAAAACCAGCUGAUCUUAAGUUUACUCUCGAAUUUACUGGAAGGGCUUUUUGUUCUUUACCGUUACCAGUCCAAACCGGUCUUCCUGUUCAUGUGAACGGAAACUUUGAAUUAGAUGACUCUAGAAGAGAUCUGUGGAAAGAGGAUGGCGACAGUUUGAGGACCAGGUGGAAUCAAUCACUGAAACUGAAGGCCCUGGCACCUCUAUAUGCUGACCUUUUGAACCAUUGCUGUGGAACUGUUAAGAAAGAUACACCCAAGAAUUUGCUAUUUCUCAAGUCUGAACUGGAAACUUGCUUUAAGUACCUUCCUAUUGUCUCAAAAGAUGUUGCCCCAGUCUGGCAUGAGAUGAUAACUGAAGUAUACAGAUCAAUCAAUGAACGAAAUCUUCAGGUGAUACCUACCCUAAGAAGUGUUGCACAUGACCGUUCAAAGCGGUCAGAGCCAAAGUAUGUGGUGAAUUGGUCCAGUGUGUCAAAACCUGACCCAACAGAUUCACCUCAUUUCAUGGCAUCAACCCAUGACAGCAUUCUCCAAGUUCUGGAACACAUUGGAAUAAACUUGAUGCCACACUUAUGGAAGACGGAAUUACUUAAGAAGAGUUUUAAAAAUGCGGGUAUAGAAGUUGCUGAGGUCAGUCCUUCAUCAGUCAUCAGUUAUUUAAAGAAAAAAACACUGAAUGAUCCCUCACAAACAACUGAGGAUUUACCUUUACCUAUCAGCCAAACUCUGAUUAAAGAUAAAGGAAGUUGUUCAAAGCUGUUUGACUUCUGCUUAUCAGAUGAGAAGAAAAAUUCACUUGACCUGAAUGGACUACCGCUCCUUCUCACACACAAUCAGAUGUUGAGAAAGUUCAACUCGGACUCUCCACGACUAAUUACAAGAUUUGCCAGCAUUUUUUUGGGACAUGAGUCAGAAUUUGCAGAUUUCUCUGUUAAUCAUAAACAUCAAAAAAUUCUCCAAGAGGGAAAAUACAUUGAGAACAUAACAAUCCCUGUGGCUGCAAAGUUUCUAGAACCAGUGCUUAAGCAAAAGCUACAACCAUCAUCAGCUAUGGAAUGGAAUGGGCUUUACAAGGCAGAGAAACAGAUAAUCACAUGGUUAAGAAAACUUUGGGAAUUCUUCGCUGAUCAAGACGAACAGCAUUCCCGACAUGAAAAAAACAAUCCUACCUUUGAGGAAAUAAAAAAACACUUUGACUGGCCCAUCUUGCCUGUAAACCAGAAAGGUGUACAAUUCCUGCUGUCAGUUAGGAAAUUACAUACGGUUGUUCCUGAUCUUGGAAAGCAUGUUUCUCCCAUUUCUUCAGUUUUCCUCAAACUGGGAUUUGUGACAUUAGACCACAAAUUUUUCCCAGGGCUCACGCAUUUCAUGCAGCAAUAUUUGGAACCAGGAAUCAUGGAUUUCGGCAACACCCAUGCUGUUUUGGAGCAGCUAUAUCAGGUUCCUCAUUCACAAUUUGAAGUGCUUUCCACUAAUGAUGCUGCCGAGCUUCAACGUUACUUGCAAUCUGGCAUCGGGUUCUCGAAAAACCCAAAUGAAUACCAGAGAAUGCUCAAGUCUUUGCCGUUAUUUGAGACAGUAUUUGGAAAGCGACAACGGAUUGAUCUUCAUGGAAACGUAUUUGUUCUAAAAACUGAGUUCCAGGCAAGGUUCCCAGGAUUGUACAUUUUUGAUGAAAGGAAAGGGAUUUUCCUCAAGAAUAGUCCAGUAAACCAAAGUUUGGCAGCAAGUCUCAAUAUCCCAAUGUUAGGAGAUUUGGAAUACUGUGUUAAAUUCAUCCUUCCCACUGUCAAAAAUCUCAAGGAAUGCCUAGUGCUUGAUCUAGUUAGGCUUCUCCUAGCACUGAAUCAUAAUAGUGACUAUGAGAAACAUCGAUAUUCAAUUACUUCAACAAUGAGUGGUGUCCCCUUUAUUCGAGACAUUAAUGGCUCUCUUCAAAUGGCCUCACACUUCUAUGAUGACUACAUAAACCUAUAUAAGGUUAUGCUUCCUGAGGAGAGGUUUGUGCCACAGGCAUUCUGGAAACAAUUCCAAACUAGUCAUGGAAUAAAAAGUUUUCUAAAAGAGCUGGGUUUAAAACAUGAGAUACAAGAGAAGGAGAUAAUUGACUUUGCAUUUCAAAUUGAAUCUGAAGCCAGAGGUAACACUAACCUGGAUGUUCUGAAAAACAAAUCAUCAACUUUGUUCAAGACUGUUCUGCAGAAGAGCACUGAGAAAAACUCUAAAUUGAUGAAGAGGAUUGCAACCAUGAAAUUCAUCUUUCCUGUGAAGGUUGAAGCAAAGCUUUGUGACUAUCACCGAGCAUUUGCUCAAGAAAGAGAGGUUGUCGCUAUCGAAGGAUCACUGUUGGAAAAAGACUCUAGCCACCAGUAUCUUAUAUGGACAGCUAUGCCAAUUCUGCCCUCCAGAGACUGCGCUCCCAGACACCUAGAUGCAAUGAAGUCUGUUGGAGCCUUUGAUAAACCACCUUCAGGACAAGUAAUGCAGAACUUGAGAAAUAUUUGUCAACCUUCAAGCAAAUCAGAAAUGUCAGUAAAUACAAGAGCUGCAGUGUUCAGCAACUCGUAUGCAUACCUACAGUCUGUGGAUUUUGAUGCAUCUGCUUUGGCCGGUCUUCCUAUUGUUCUCACUGAAAACGACACAACCCUUGUGAAAGCUACCCAAGCAGUCCUUUCACUUCCACAUUCUAACGAGUUCAGGCCUUACCUGUACCCUAUCCAAAGCAAUCAUGCAAUAUAUGCAGAAUUCUUCAAGAAGAUUGGGGUUAAAGAGAAGCCUACAAUUACACAACUGUGUACAGUGCUCCAGGAUAUCUACCAGGAGUGUAGUGAUAAGAAUACACUUCACCCAAACCAGCAGACCACAGUGCAACGUGUAGUGGAGCAGAUUUUCCAGCUGAUUAAAGAGGAUAAAACGUGUAAUUUUCACAAAAACACACUGUAUCUCCCAUCAUCAGACGGAAAACUAUAUGAGUCCAACACAUUGUUUUUCAAUGACACUGUCUUCCAGCCUAAAAGACUAGAGGAUCCACUACGAACCAAACUGAAGCUGCUUGAGAACCUAAACCAUUGCCACCUUGGAAAUGACCCAUAUGAACAUCAGAAACUUCUGCAGUUACUUCCUCAGAACAUUCGUCCAAAGCUUCUUUCUCAAGUUAUCUCAGAGAACCUGGUUGGUGCACAUGCUGAACAAUGUGAAUAUGGAAAGAGAUGUGAAUUCAGUGGUUGGUUUGAACAGCAUUUGUCUUCCCGUGCAUUUCGUCAUGGUCUGAUCUGUUUGAUCAGAGAACAGAGCAAGGGCUCUAUUUCACAAACUGAAGCUACACACAUGUGUGAAAACAUUUUUGGUAAAAUUCAAAUCAACUGUUGCAGUUCUCUCCAAACUGAGCUUUUGUUGCACCAGGAGCCGCUGGAGGGUACUAGGUCCAGGACACAGGUUUAUGUGAAAAAGCAGCAAGAAGCAUCCAUCUUUUAUUUGAAACACAGUGAUGACAUGACUUUCAAAGUUGUGAAUGAAGUCAUCAUGCAUCUAACUAAAGAGAUCAAUGGCCUUCUUGAAAAUAUCCUAAACUCUUUAAUGCUUCCAGUCCUUGGACAUCUAUUGUUGUGUGACAACAUGGAGGAUGUUGAAAGAACCUUGGAACAACAGGGGAUCCAUAACAGCGUGACUGAAGAAGGAGGAUUUGGUACCCGUCCAGACCCUGGAGAUCCUAUACCAGAGGAAUGGAUUGAUUCCCUUGACAUGAACCCCUUUAAUUGUUUUGAAAAGCGGGAAUAUGUUGGCUUCCAAAAGGAUGAAUUGAAAAAUGAAUAUUGUUUUGCCAUUAUUGUAGAAUGUCUUGAUGAGCUUUCAGGACAGAACAGAAGGAUUCCUGCAAGAUACAAAAUACAGAUUGGGGCUGACGAGUUUAUUGAAGUAAGCUCUCUCGAUCUUUAUCAGUUUAAGAGAGAACAAUCAACCCCAAUGACAUUUUCCUCCUGCACAGAAAUAGCUGUGAUGCCAAAUCCUUCAGAGUCUACAUCUUCACCAAGGAGACCCACACCACAACAUGAACCAAAGGAAAGACACAAAUCACAGACACCUGGGGAGAGACCCAAACCACAGACCCUGGAUGAGGUCAAAAGAGAGAUUGACCAAUAUUUGAAAGAAAUCUGGAAAAUGUCAGAAGAAGACAAAUGUAAGGCUAUCAAACGCCUUUACUUAAGGUGGCACCCAGACAAGAACUUGGACAAUCCUGACCUGGCCAAUGAAGCCUUCAAAUAUCUACAGAACAGAAUCAAGGAGCUGGAGGGAGGGAAGACUGCAGGCAGCACAUCUUCAGGUGGAGAUCAUUUCCGAGAUUUCUGGUCCAGAUGGAAUGAAGAGGCCAGAAGGCACAGAAGGGGGAGAGAGCGAUUUUAUCAGAACAAUUCUAGGAGGCACUAUAACUUUUGGUCAUAUUUUACACCGAGGGACAUGCCAAAACCAGACAUUCCAGACAGAGAAGAAGCUAAGCGCUGGUACCGACAGGCAGAAUGUGACCUCAGCGCUGCUCAGAGUGAACCUGCGGCGAGUCCUGAGUGGAAUCUGUUUAAAGUGCAUCAGGCCGUGGAAAAAGCCCUGAUAGCCUCAGAGUACAGGAGAAAGGGACGACACUCCGGGAAUGUCUCCAUCACAGGUCUCGCCCAACAGAUUUCCCACUACAGCCCCCACCUCAGUGAGGUACCCAGUGCUGUAGCCCAGCUCAGGACACUUGGUGUAGAUGCCAAGAAAACUCAGUACCCAAACUGCCAUCCACCACCCUGCAUACCACACGAUCAGUUCAGACAUGAAGAUGCAAGAGAAGCAGUGAAGAUUGCAGCAGAGCUUCUGAAGAAUGUAGAAAAAUACAUUACUGGAUGAAGGAUUAGUUUACUUGUUUACUGAGUGUUUGAAGAUUGAAUCUUCAGCACUGAUUUACUUCUUUCUGAACCUAAUCUAGAAUAACUGAUGUUGAAAUGUAAUUUAAUUUACCAUAAUUUAAAAUUAGUUCUUUCUUAUUAGGGUUGUGCACUGCAAACCAAUUACUAUUCUAACUCCAGUGCUUUUUGGAACAACAGAUUUUGUACAUAUUUGUUUUCUGUUAGGAAUUAUUGGGGUGCAACUGUUUGACAUAAUGACACAAAAAUGCCAGUAACACUCAACCAACCAUGUGGGGCAUUACAACAAACAUUUUUUAAUACUUAAGAAACCACCUGAGGAACCACUGCAAGUAUCCAGAAUUACUAUAGCAACUGCCUAGCAUCCACCUAGCAACCACUAAACGAUACCAUAGCCACUGCAUUAAAUACCAUAGCAUCCCCACUGCAGUACUGUUGAAACAACACGAUUAAGACUUAGCAACCACCUUUGAUACUAUAGCAACCAGCUAGCAACACCAUAUGAACCAUUUAGGAUACCAUAGCAUUUGUCUAGCAUCCACCCUAUCCAAGUCCUUGCAACCACUAUACAACACUAUAGACACCACCUGAAAUAACAUAGUAAUUAAUUCCAUUGCAAUGCUGCCAAGCAGUCACCUAGCAACCACUUAGCUACCACUUGGGGCACCAGGGCAACCAGCUUGCAACACUAUAUAAACCACCAUAGAUACCAAAGUGUCUGGCCAGCAUGUACUUAGCAAAACCCUAACUACCACUAAACAACACCACAGCUACUACUGUAAAUGCCAUAGUUAUUACAUUGAUACGCUGUAGCGGCCAACAAGCAAGCAGUUAGCAACACCUUAGAACCCACCUAAGAUACCACAGCACGUGCCAAGAAAAUACUUAGCAACACCUUAGCUACCACUAAGCAACACUAUAAACACCACCUGAAAUACCAUAAUUACACUGUUACCACUUAGGGUAGCAUGGCAACCAGCUCACAAAACAAUAUUAAUGACCUGAGAUAACAUAGCAGCCAUGCAACUAAAUGGGAACCUUUUUUUCGUUC
This is a messenger RNA of Astyanax mexicanus (Mexican tetra), 13812 nucleotides long. RefSeq names its product sacsin-like. The annotation marks the transcript as partial. The transcript is spliced from 5 exons. Lineage: Eukaryota; Metazoa; Chordata; Actinopteri; Characiformes; Acestrorhamphidae. The record is from RefSeq and is a predicted model, not a curated record.